Molecule: messenger RNA, 1418 nt
Organism: Salvelinus namaycush (lake trout)
Lineage: Eukaryota; Metazoa; Chordata; Actinopteri; Salmoniformes; Salmonidae
Product: organic solute transporter subunit alpha-like
Exons: 8
Coding region: 1-993 (330 amino acids)
Biological process (GO): transport
Molecular function (GO): transporter activity
Source: RefSeq, a predicted model, not a curated record
AUGGAAGAAGCUCUCAACAGCACCAUCCAUCCGACCUGUUUAGAAGAACCUCCGUUGGCUAUCGAUGUCAUAAAGCAGCUGGAUGUCUUUGGUGUGGCUCUGUACUCCAUGCUGACCCUCAUGUCUACGCUGUCCCUGCUGCUAUACCUGGAGGAGUGUGUGUUUAUCUAUAGAAAAGUCCCGUCUCCUAAGAAGACAACUAUUAUGUGGGUCAAUGGUGCUGCACCGGUCAUUGCCACCAUGGCUUGUUUUGGGAUGUGGAUACCAAGGGCUACCAUGUUUACAGAUAUGACCUCUAAUUCGUACUUUGCAGUGGUGGUGUAUAAGAUCUUGGUUCUGAUGAUAGAGGAGAGUGGGGGUAGUGAGGCCUUUCUGAAGAGCAAUGCCCAGAAAACCUUCAAUAUCAGUGUAGGACCCUGCUGCUGCUGCUGUCCCUGCUUGCCACGCGUUCCGGUCACACGGUGCAUGCUAUUCUGGCUGAAGCUGGGGGCUCUUCAGUAUGCUAUCUUAAAGACAGUCCUCUCAAUUGUGUCCAUAAUAUUGUGGACCAACGGCAACUUUGAUCUUUCUGAUCUGGAGAUCACAGGCACGGCUAUUUGGAUCAACCCAUUUAUAGGUGUUCUCACCAUCAUCUCCCUCUGGCCUGUCGCCAUCAUGUUCAUGAACAUAUGCAACACACUGCGCAGCAUCAAGAUCAUACCUAAAUAUGCCAUGUACCAGUUGGUGCUGGUGCUCAGUCAGCUGCAGACGGCCAUCAUUAACAUCUUGGCCUUGGAUGGAACCAUCGCCUGCUCCCCGCCAUUCUCCUCUAGUGCCCGUGGCACCAUGUUGAGUCAGCAGCUAAUGAUCUUGGAGAUGUUCAUCGUUACCCUGGUGACCCGGGCGUUGUACCGCCGCACCUAUGACUCUCUUCCCACCGACCCCCACGACACCGACAACGACCAGAACAGCAAGAUCAGCCUGCAGGCCCCACAGGGGGAGCACACUGUCUGAGAGAUUGGGGUGGAGUGAGAGGGAGAGUGGUGUGUGUGUUUGCGUGAGUGUGCGUUAAAGAGAGGGAGAGAGAGAGAGGGACUCUCUACCAAACAUUUACACUAUUGUUUUACUUGUAUAUUCAUUUUGUUUUGAUGGUGUGAUACUGUAUAUUCUGCUGUUCUAGUUGUUGGUUAGUCUUGUAUGAGAUGAAACUUACUGUAUAUUAAAAGUUUACCUGCAUUAUGCUGAAUAUAAUAUUAGAACAUAUACCUCAAACAACAUGUCUGUCCCAUCCAUAUUUCCUCAAGUUGCCUCAGCUCUCAACACGGCUAUGUGGAGUUUGGUGUGUGAGGGUGUUGGAAAGAGAUGGAGUUUAUAAACAAAAGCGGGUUAAUGGGGGUAUGAAAUAUGUAUUUUGUAUUCAUAUCAAUAAAUAUAGUGAA